This is a messenger RNA of Pochonia chlamydosporia 170, 1605 nucleotides long. RefSeq lists its product as hypothetical. Bases 1 to 1605 code for a protein of 534 amino acids. Lineage: Eukaryota; Fungi; Ascomycota; Sordariomycetes; Hypocreales; Clavicipitaceae. The transcript has a single exon. The record is from RefSeq and is a predicted model, not a curated record.
AUGAGUCGAGCUGAUCAAGACAUCGUAAGAGAGGGACAGGAAAGUCCCCGCCUUGCGUGGACUCGGUCUGGGCGGACGCGAUCCAAUUUAGAGGAUGUAGCGGAAGAAUUUACCGCUGGCAACGAACCUCCCCCACCACCUCAAACACGAGGACGGAGGCGGUCCUCUCAAACACAGGUCCCACAAAACCAAGAUUCACGGAGAGCCCCCUCAAGGCCAGCUACGCAAAGACAAGCCUCCUCGCAAAGAGAAGCUGUCCCUAGAACACAAAGACAAGCUUCACAAAGAGAAGCCACUGCAAGGCAAGAUCCGCAGAGACAACCCCCGCGAAGGCAAAAUACCAAUGGAAAUCGCGCAGACUCUUGGGACGGCGACGAACAGGAGAUCCCGAUUGGCUUGCGGACAAGUGAUGUCGACAUGGAUCGACCAACAACAGAAGCUUCCUCUGAUACACGAUCAGAUCCUCCUCCUCAGCCGGACAGUCGUCCGGGACCAUCCGGUUCAGGCGUGAGGCCCGCCCGACCCAGUGAAUCGACCCCGCGGGAUCACGGCCGCCAGCGUGACAGGCAACGCCCCGCGGAUGACAACCGAAGUCGUCGCAGGGGAAAUGCUGCCAGCGAUCCAAACCCACAGAGUCUCCACGGUGGGACAGACACUGAGCAUUAUGAUGACGGCGAUGGUGUCCCCACAUUUGCUUCAGAUGGAGAAUUCGAAAGCGACAACGGAGAAAGUGACGAUGGUGAGCCGACAUACGGGACUCUGGCUCUGGACGGCCAAUUGCAGGAACGAAACGGGCGUCAGUACUUUAAAUUUGUUCAAGCAGACACCGGCAUCAGGGAAACGGCGAGAAUUGAAGGAAAGGCCCCUAGCAAAAACAUUGUUAUAUUCUCUACUCGUCCCCUGGAAGGUCACGGUUCUCGUCCCGCUUAUGCUCGAAGGAUGGCGGAAGUAGGCCUAUCAGGUGUAGCCAUUGAUGAAAUCCAUCCGAUGAAAAAGGCUGAAUUUGCUGAAUUUCGAAGAGACGGUCGUCUUGGCAUCCUUCUCGUGGCAUCUCUGUCGCCUGUGCCUGAGCCUCUGCAGCAACAUCCUAUGACGUGGAUCAAGGUACAAUCCGGAGACGACGCAAAGUGGAUAGCUAGAAGCACUUUUGUGGGUGGCUACAAGGAAGGCCAAGCUUUCAUUAAUAGGCACUACGAGGCGACUGGUCAAGAUCCUCCCCCUCAGCCACUCCCUGUAGCGGAACGGCGACAACUGCAGGCCGAGGGUCAGCGGCUGCGGCGCAAUCCAGUGCGUGCGGCACGACCGGAGCAGCCACCAUCACCACCAGCCAGCUCAUCCAGGCAAAACGCAACACCCGAAGUUCGACGCACCCCAAGACGCACAGCACGGCGCAGCAGGACAAACCAAGACCCGCCCACCAAUUCGGGGCGAGGGAACCGGUCGAGCCAGGAGCCAUUGCCUCCCCGCAGUCCUUCGCCAAACCACCAACGAUCUACCAACCAGGAGGGCGAGGAUGCUCGUGAACACCCAAACCCACGCCGACGUGUAGCCACUCGCCAACAAUCCGGCACAUUUCCUGAAGAGGUACGAGCCUCAUAUCAUUAG